Molecule: messenger RNA, 840 nt
Organism: Eruca vesicaria subsp. sativa (arugula)
Lineage: Eukaryota; Viridiplantae; Streptophyta; Magnoliopsida; Brassicales; Brassicaceae
Source: the annotation of a GenBank genome assembly
GAAACGUCACGUGAGGAUGUCUCAAGGAACACCAAAACGGAACACAAUCAACCAUUUCACGCAUAACCAUCCCUUGACCGAAGUCAACGUUGUUUGCACGUACAGAUGCAAUGGUUGCAAACUGUACGGCGAAGGCAAGACCUACCGAUGCAACGAGUGCGACUAUGAUCUCCAUGAAUAUUGCGCCACGUGCCUUCCAACCCUCAGGAACACAUGGCACGCGCCUGAUCAUGAGCUCAACCUCAUCAGCAGUCCCGCGCACAUGUCCGAGCGUGUGUGCUAUGUUUGCCAAGUUUUCAUCCAAGGGAUGUUCUACAAGUGCAAGCACUGCAGUUUUGAAUCCCACCCGCUUUGUACACACGGUCCAGCGUAUGCCUCCUAUCCAGAUGCAACGCUGACGAGGCCGAGAAGCCUGCAUGACCCUCAUGGGAUGCAGGCACCGUGGUCGCCCCACCAUUAUAGUCAAGGAAACCCCUAUUGGCCAUACCCUUAUGGUGGUGGUUAUCAUCCUCACCAUCAACAUGAGCAUCAAAGUCAACAUCCGUACAUGAACAUGGGUUCCCCAAAAGUGGAUUCUAAGAAAGAUUCAAGUAAGGGUAAGGGAGGAAUUUUGGAAGGCGUCCAGGCAGCACUAGCUCUAGCUGGUACCAUGGGAGCUCAAUUCGUCGCGGAAGAAUAUAUCUUCAAUGAAGAAUAAUAUUUAUCUGAUGAUUUUUUUCUUGUUGCUGUGUCUUAAUUUCGGUUUUGUUUUCCGUUACAUGCAUAAACGUAUAUGUUUGUAUUUGUCUCAGUUUUACAUAAUCGCAUGUUUGCAAAUUGCGGUGUUAAUAAUAUAUGGAU